AUGUCUUCACCAUCAUCAACAACAUCAUCUAAUCCCAAUACAAUAUCACCACCACAUAGAAUUAAUAUUGGUGGUAUAGGAGGAGUAGGAGGAGAUGUAUCAUCAUCACCUAUAUCACCUUCAUUGUCCUAUGCAUCACCUCAAUCACCUAGUCAAUCACCUCUAACACCAUUAUCGGCAUCUGUUAGAAGAGCGCCUCCUUCAAUACCAGACUAUGAUCCAAACGAUCCCGAGCAGGUUAGAAAAAAGUGCGAGAAUCAACUACAACAACCAGACUCUAUCAUGACCGUAGAGAUUGCUCAGGUCAUGAAAGAUUAUAUAACCAAUGGAGGAUCUCCUCCUGAUGUUAUUCGAUUUCUAUCAGAAAGUUAUAGAGGAUAUGCUCAAAUGUGUAAUCUACUUUGUAAUUGGUUAUCUGUAUCUGGUGUAUCAAGAGAUCAAGUUAAUGCAAUGUUUAAAAAACAUCUAAAGGAUAUUAUCAUUGAUAAGUUUGAUCCUAAAAAGGCUGAUACUAUCUUUUUAUCUUCACCACCACAAUGGUUAGAUGAAAUGAUUGCAGAUGCAGAUUGGAGAUCAUUAAUCUAUCACUUGUCAGAAGUACACAAGAAUUGUUUAAUGUUGAAUUUUGCCAUUCAAAAAAUAUCAGAUGCAGGAUACCAAAAUGAAAUUGCAUCACUUAGUACUGCAUCAACCUAUUUUAGUGUAUUCAACAAAGUAUUUUUAGAUUCAUUGACUCAUUUAAUACAAUUGGAUGAAAUUGAAUUACAAGAUGCGAUUGGUGAAUUUAAAAAAUCAUGUUGUAGUAGUCAACAUACAUAUUUAUAUGCACAAUCAUUUUUACAAAACUUGAUUCAUAAACAUCCCAAUGCAUUGAAUCUAAAAAGAAUUUCACAAGAUUUGGAAGACGAAGCCUAUAAAAAGAGUAAAAUAGCAAGAAAGGUAUCAUUGAUGAUCAACAAUGUCUCUCAAUAUCCAGUCAUCUAUGAAACUCUCACCUCUGUCCUAACAGCAAACUCUGCAUCAACUGGUGAUAUCAUCAAACUAUACAAUGAAUAUACAAAACCAAAUCCUCCACCUGUCAGUUUUUUAAGAUUUCCAAGUUUAUUAGAAUUAUUAUUAAAUGAUUUAUUUAAUCCAUCAAAAAAUAUUCAAAAUGCGCACAAAUCCAAAUGGAUUUAUUUAAUUUCAUAUGCUGCCAGUGUACAACAACAACAACAACAAUCAGAUAAUCAACAACAACAACCACCACCAGUUCAAACACAACAAUUAGAUCAAGCACAAAUGAAUGAAACAAUGAGAGCAAUUGAAAAAGUACAAGCUAUAUGUCAAGCAAAUCCAAUUGGUACAGAAUUACAAGGUGUAUAUCCCAUUUUAAAGGAAGGAAUAUCAUACCCAAUCAUAUCAAUGGGUAUUUUACAAUGGAUUCAAUAUAAUUUGAUGAACACGAAUAACCUUAGCGCCAAUACACUAUGUACACCCAUUUACCUUGAAUUUCUUAGAGAAAUAUCAAUGAAACAUCCACUUCAUAGACAACUAGUUUUAAAUACUCUUGUCAAUUAUUUUGAAUUGGAAACUGAUUUGGAUUCUUUAACUGCUCUUGAAAUGAGAAAAACAAUUAUAGAUAAUUUAGUAUUUUUAUUUAGUUUGGGACAUGUUAUACCAGUAUUAAAUAGUAUUAAAAGUUGGGCAAAAUUGGAUCAAAUCGAUCCUUCUCUUGUUAGAUAUUUUAUAAAUCAAGUAUUGGAUAUUAUCGAACAACCCUAUUCCAAAACAUUUAUACAAACCAUGAAAGCUUUAAUUUCAUCUGUUACCACUGUAUCUCCUGCUUCAACUGAUCAUAUGAAAGAUAAUAUUCAAAUAUUUUUAGAUCAUUGUAAAUAA
Molecule: messenger RNA, 1881 nt
Organism: Cavenderia fasciculata
Lineage: Eukaryota; Evosea; Eumycetozoa; Acytosteliales; Cavenderiaceae
Product: TH1 family protein
Exons: 7
Coding region: 1-1881 (626 amino acids)
Biological process (GO): negative regulation of transcription elongation by RNA polymerase II
Cellular component (GO): nucleus; NELF complex
Molecular function (GO): RNA binding
Source: RefSeq, a predicted model, not a curated record